CGGGCGUUUACUCCCCGUACCCGUUUCGCGUGGACGGCCGCCGACUGCCCACCUGCGUGGCCUGCAAGAACCACGGCCUCGUGAUGCUGACCAGGGGCCACCGCAGCCGCUGUCCGUUCCGCAGCUGCACUUGCGCCCAGUGCACUCGACACCAGGCUAAGAACUCCAAGCGAUUGGCGAGUAAGCAGGCGGCCCUGUCCGGUCCGCCACCCUCCCGGCCUCAGGCGGCAUCCCCGAGACGCCAGGCAUCUCCCGACUCAUCCUGCAGGGACCGUUCGCUGGUGCCGCUGGCUCCUCGGCCACCAUCCGCGGUCAAAGGCCGACCCCCCGCCGCCGCCACCACGGCGGCAGCUGCGGCGAGCGCGUCCACCACCGCUGCAUUCUCUGCCACUACCACCGCCACCACCGCGACCACCGCGACCACGGCCCGUGCCGGCUCCGGCCGACCGGUCCCCGCUGUCCCGUCCGCCCCGUCCGGCCCGCCCGGCCCAUCCUCCGCCGCUUCACCGGUGGACAUCAACAACAAUAACUCCAGCACCAACACCAGCAGCGGCGGCGGCGGAUGGUACCGCUCGCUAGCCUCCAAGAUCGUGCCGCUGCCGUCGCCGACGCCGGCCACCCCGGACCGCGUCAGCUCGACGGUGCCGGCCGGCGAGGCGGAGCGGCCGGCGCCGGGCACGCCGCGCCGCCGGCCCGCGCUGGCUGCCGUGCUGGCCGCCGUGGGACGGUGCGAGGACCGCGCCGCGGUGGCCGCGCGCCGUGUCACCGAGACAGCCGCCCGGUACCGGCCGUACCCGGCGCCGGGAGCGGCCCGGGCCGACGGGCCGCUCGGCAGAGCGCCGCUCUCCUACUGGCCCCAGCCGUGGGCCAGCGAUCAGAGCCACUGGCGGGCGGCCGCGCAGCAGAGCUACAGGUCGUCGUUCGGCUCGUGGUCGGCCCACGGCGCCGUCUGGAACCAGAUAUCCUACGGCCUGACGUCGGGCGGCGACCGUGAGACGCCGAUGAAUUCGGCCGCCGUACGGGACAGCCCGCCGCCACCGCCGGUUACCGCCGCCGCACCCGCCCACCGCCCCAGAGCGACACAGGACAGCAGCCCCGGUCCUGCUACGGAGUCGGCGUAUCACCCGGAGCCCACCUAUGAGCCAGAGCGGGGUGCCACGCACGCCCGGGACCACUGUGCCACCGAGCCGGGGCUGGACCUGCGUCCGGCCGACCGCCAGCAGCCAGCCACCGACACGAGCUGCAACCUGUACAACUGGCUGUCGAAGCAGAUUGACGUGGAGCAGCGUCCCGGCGAGGAGGGCGCCCUGCGCCGGCUGCCGCCGCGGACCGCGGCCGCCGCGCCGCCGCUGCGCCUGCUCUACAUGACCGGCCUGCAGGAGACGCCCUUCUCGCAGCUGCUGCGCCAGCUGGCCGAGCAGCCGGCGCGGCCGGCGCCGGCGCAGUCGCCGCCUCACGAGCUGCCGCCGCCGGGCCAGCUGCCACCCUUCUGCAGCCUGUACCCGGCCGCGGCGGCGCGUCCCGAGGCCGGCCGCCGCUCGCCGCCGCGUCUGGCCGGCGCGGCCCCGCCGCUGCCGCAGACGGCCGGCUGGGCCGAGCAGGCGGAGUCGCCCGCCGUCGGCUGGCCCGCGGACACCGUCCGUCACCAGGCCACGUACGACUUUGACGUGGUGGCGGCUGAGGAGAGCGGCUCUCCGCUGGUGGGCGCCGGCGCCGCCGGCUGGCCGGGCCUCAGCACCUCCUCUGCGGUGCCGGCGCCGACCGACGGCGUGCUGCAGUCGCCGCGCGGCCCCCAGCAGUACCACACCGCGGACUGGACCGCUGACCCGACCACCGAGCCGGGCAGCGCAGUCGCCGCUCCGUUCUCUCCGCUGGGCGCGGCCGACUCCGGCAGUCCCUGGAUGUUCUACCAGCAGUACCAACAGCAGUACCAGCAGCAGUACCUGCAGCAGUGCGCGCAGCAGUACCAGCAGCAGCUGUCCCAGCUGGCCGGGCUGACCGGCUGGCAGACGGAGCAGGAACCGGCCUGGAUGACGGCGGCUGGAACCCGCGACCAGCUGUGGCCGGUAGCUGAGCUCGGAGACCCGGCCGGCGCCGAGGACCUGUCUCUGACGGGAGCUGCUCUGUCAGCGGCCACCAGCACCGGCCAGGAGGGCUACCCGCUCUGCGGACUGGGCCUGCCGAGCCACAGCUACGCUCUCGGACUGGGUCUGCCGAGUACCACAGACUUCACAGUGGGUUUGUCAGACCAGAGCGGCCCUCUGGACGGCGGCAUUGGCUCUGCGGCCGGUCCUAGCCAGUGUUAUCCCUCAGACUACGACAUGGGGCUGACGCCGGCCUGCAGCGGCCCCUCGGACGGGCCGCUGGGGACGCUGGGUCGGUCCGACCGUGCGGCUGGCUCCUCGGCCCACUGCGCCACUGCCGAUACCGCCGUCUCGGGCGGGGAGACCGCCGCCCACCCGGCACUAUACUCCACGCCUGUCUCCGGCGCGGCCUCCAACUGCGGCGGCUCGCAAUCACAGGGUGCGCUGGGGCCCAGCUAUGACCCCACGGUGCCUUUAGUACCCGACUCCGGACCGUCUGAGACCCAGAGGGAUCAGCAGUACCUGCUGACAGCAGACCGAGGGCAGGACGCCUCCUCAGGGGCUGACGCCGCGCCGCCACUGACCACCGACCCGGUCCUGGGCGACGACCCGACGGGCAGUCUGGAGAGGGAGUCUGGAGAGGCUGCCACCGCACAGGAAACUGAACUAGACGCGGACCUCGGAACGAUGCAGGGAGCAGAAAUGGAAACCGGCUUCGAAAUGGAGCAGGGAACGGACCGCCAGACGGAACAGGGAACGGACCGCCAGACGGAACAGGGAACGGAAAUAGAAACUGGCCACGAAACGGAGAAGGCAACGGACCUCGAGAUAGAGCAGACAAUAGACAUUGAAACGGACAUCGAUACGGAGCAGUCUACGAAAAUAGAAACUUGCCCCGAGACGGAGCAGCCAACGGAAAUGGAGACGGACCUCGAAACGGAGCACGGACCGGGAGUGAAGCCAGGAGUUGGUGCGGGACUUCAGAAGCAGUUGGACGCGGAGUUUGGCACAGGGCUGGACCAUUCCAGUAUGCUUCUCAGUCCUGGCGGAACCACCGAGCUGCUGGUCCGAGACGCGGUGAUGUCACGGACAGGGAGUGACGUCACCGGAGGCCAGGUGGCGGCGUUGGCUGGGGAGGGCUUAGAAGCGGACGGUCCCGCGCCAGAGGCGGGCCAGACGGCCCCAGAGGGAAAUCAGGCGGCCUCAGAGGUGGACCAGGCGGACCAGGCGGAUCGUCCGGUCUUAGACGCGGACCAGGCGGCCCCAGAGACGGACCGUCCGGUCUCAGGGGGGAAUCAGCCGGCUCCAGAGGCGAACCAGACGGCUCCAGAGGAGGACCAGGCGGCCCCACAGAUGGACCAGACGGCUCCAGAGGCGGGCCAGGCGGCUUCAGAGGCGGACCAGACUGCCCCAGAGGCGGACCAGGCGGCCGUCGAAGCUCUGGAUGGCGCGGGAAGUCCCGGAGAGCCGAUCAAGGAGGUGGUGACCGCUGCGCAGUCCGACCGCCGAGCCCAGCCGGAAGAAGACGCUAGCUAUCCGGUGUUGGACAUUACUGAGCCAGAGUUGGACGCCAAUGACGCACAGCACCACAGCGAACAGCCCCCUGAGAUGGGUGACCACGACAGCGACACUGAGCGGCGGGCAAUGAUCUCAGACCGGCAGGCGAACUCAAACGAGCAGGUGUCUGAUGUAGCAGAGAACUCGCUUGGAGUCACCGACGUCACUAGAGCGCUGACUGACGCCAAUGAAGACGCUGCUGCAACCAACGGGCAGGCGGACAUCGUACAGCAAGGUGCACACGGUCCCGGUGAGUUGGGCGUCGGCAUGGACAUGACGAAUGCUGUCACAAACGAAUCCACUAUCACGGAUCGGUCUUCUGGCGUCACAGGUCACCUUACUGAUGUCACAGGUCACCUUAAGGACGUCACAGCCGAAGCGGCUGACGUCACACCCGACCCAGCCGAUAUCAAUGAGGAAGUAGUCGCCGGGAACGACUUAGCCACGCGGGCCUCUCCCAUUGUGAGCCCAACUCCGACAGAGCUGCCUGCCAGUGACGAGGUCGGAUCGGCUGCCCAGCAGCCUGCCGACUCCGCGAGCACGACGGACAGCCCUCUAGGGUCAGCCGAGUGCGACCCGGCCGACACUGCCGCCGCGACUGACCGGCCUCUGAGGCUGGAGGAGGGCAGUUCGGCGCCGGACGGGCCGGACGUGGGUGACGGCACUCUGAGGUCGGAGGAAGGUCUGCUAGAGUCGGAGGAGGACGGGUCUGCUGCGACUGAAGACGCUGAGGAUCCACACACACCCCGCCCAAGUGUGUGCUGCACUCCUGCCCCGGUGACGCAGGCAGAGGUGGGAGUGGCGGCGCCGGCAGAUGCCUCGUAGAGUCGUAGAGUAGUAGGAAGAGGGAUGAGACUGAGUCGAAGAGAGGAACAGCCGAAUGACACCCGCUGGAUGCUGGUGAGGGGUCCGCCUGUCCCCCUGAUUCAACAGAGCCGUGGCUCGGCAUCUCAGGGCACAUUGCAUUCCGGGUAUGUGCAAAGAACUAACGUCUUUCUCAGAGAAUCAGGGAGGUAUAAAGUUUCCGCCGAACGCUAGCACAGUGUGUUCUUGUUACUGCUGUUAAUUUUUGAUAUUGCAGACUGUUAGGUCUAGAAUUUGUAUUUGUAGAACGUUGAACGUUGUAGAACGUCGUAUUGUCAUUUGUAGAACGUUGAGACCUAGUUUUGGGCGUUUGUAGACUUUAUUUAUAACUUAGAUCUGCGAUUUCACUCGCGCAGAAUGUUGUAGACAUUGGUUGUGCAGUUUGUGACGGAGAUGCCCCGUUUCACGGACGCUGUCGACAGGUGACGUGACGGGUACGGGCGUACCUUGUUGCUGAUGUUCCGUUCGGCCGCGGUUAACCUAGGCGGACAGUGACCCGCCCUGGAGGCAACCGGCGGCCUGUAUCUUUUGUUACCAGUUUGUUCGAAUGUACCCGCUGUUACAGAGUGCCCUUUUUCGAAGUGAUCUCAGUUAUGUGUUCUGUAUCAAUUUUCCACGAAGAAAUACAACUUUAUUUGCAUG
Molecule: messenger RNA, 5147 nt
Organism: Amphibalanus amphitrite
Lineage: Eukaryota; Metazoa; Arthropoda; Thecostraca; Balanomorpha; Balanidae
Product: pneumococcal serine-rich repeat protein-like
Exons: 6
Biological process (GO): regulation of DNA-templated transcription
Molecular function (GO): sequence-specific DNA binding
Source: RefSeq, a predicted model, not a curated record